Coffea arabica (coffee) is the source of this 921-nucleotide messenger RNA. NCBI's taxonomy places the organism in Eukaryota, Viridiplantae, Streptophyta, Magnoliopsida, Gentianales, Rubiaceae. The record is from RefSeq and is a predicted model, not a curated record.
AUGGCGAGAACGCGCUCCAAGCGAACCAUCGAGAACGCCGAUCCUGGAGCCAGCGAGGGGUCCCAGCGAAAGGAGACCGAGGAUGCUCGGGACGCUGGGGGCUCAGCCCUUUCAGGGGAACGGAGGCAGCAGAUCCUCCAGUUCGUGACGGAGAACCUCCCCAUGUUGGAAGACAUGAUUUUGCGACCGCAAUUGUACGAGAACAAUUACACAGUCUCGCCGUUUACCCGGGGGAUAGAGGACUACCCGCUACCCCGAAAAUUCAAGAUCCCGAACAUCGAGUUAUACGACGCCUCGACCGACCCGGAGGACCACCUCUCGGUUUUCCUUACUCACAUGCGUCUACAAACAGCUGCGGAUGAGAUUCGUUGCAAGACCUUCCCCAUGUUCCUGAAGGGGAGGGCCCGACUCUGGUUCAAGGGUCUGGCACCAGGAUCCAUCCGAAAUUUUCCCGAACUGGUCAGGCAGUUCGUCGCCCAGUUCGUCUCUUCGAAAACUUACUCGAAAAACGCGGCUCAUCUGAUGGCAAUCAGGCAGAAGCCAGAUGAGUCCCUGAGGAAUUUCAUGGCCCGCUUCAACACGGAGAGCCUGCAGAUCAGGGACAAGGAUGAAAAGGUGGUAAUGGCCGCCUUCAUGAACGGGCUCUGGGCAGAGGAGCUCUUCUACAAACUGGCCGAGAAACCUCCCGGAGAUCUGGAGGAGUUCUUGACCAGGGCGCACGCCGCUGCUAACGCAGAGGAGGCGGCACGCCUGAAGAGCGAGUCGGAUCGGGAGUUCGGAGAUCGUAGGGGACGGGGAAACCCUCCCGAGAACAAGGCCGACCCGGCCAAGAAGAAGGUUUUUGACCGACUCUCAAAGGAGAAAGCCCCCGCUCAACCACCGCCUCCGGAAAAAAGGGUACACUUCCCAGACUCGACUUAG